AUGCUCGCGGGCCGGGCUUCCGAUUGCCUCAGCUUUGUCUGUUGUGCACUUCCUGCCCGCGCUGUACAGGGUACUUUGAAUUGGGACAUCGCGCGGAAGUUCUGGUUUACAUUCCUUUUCUUGACUGUCAUCUGUGCCAAAUUACUCCACAUAUACGCUCAUUGGGACUCAGUACCACUCCAAAAGUUGAUUUUGUGGGGUUCCACAUUCUUCCUACAGGACUUCUUCUUUCUGCUUGCUGGAUACGCAUUGACGCAGAAUUUCCAAUGGAGGAUCACGCGCAUUCUGGCUGGAUUGGUGGUAGUAUGUACCAGCCUCAUCAUCUCCGUCAUGGCGGCCGCAAACACAUCCUUUUAUAUUCUUACUGGAGCGGAAAUUCAUUGGCGCCAAGCAGGCUCCUUUAACGCCGAUCCCGCCGCUGUCAACACCCUGCUUACCGGCCUGACGGGUCUCGUGAUUGUCGAAGCUUUGCUCUUGGUUGCGUCCAUGUUCGCGUCGCCAUAUCCAUAUAAUGGCAUGGAAGCUAUCGUGGAUAUCUGGAGCCGUGUUGCUGUGGCAGUGUGGAGACCUACGUCGCAGGCAGCAAAACCGGCAGUCGACGCUUUGUUGAUUCGAUACCAGCCGGUGGUAGAGCGCGUUUUAAGUCGCACCGCUCGCGGCAAACAAUUCCUCGCCAAUAUGAAGAUCUAUGAGCCACUUGCAUUGAGCGACUAUGACGAAGAAGAUAAAAUCAUGUCAAACUCGGCCCCGCUACUCGAAGAACCAGCACAGGAUGCCCAGCCCACGAAGAUGGAACAAUGGGGCCAUGCGAAGGUGAUCAAGACCGGGAUUAAGACCGCCCUUGUCAUCGCGGCCACCCUCUUCGUGCUCAUUUUGCGAUGUUUCCGUCCAGCAAAUGAAUCAUAUGGCUUUCUUUCCCAGACUAUAUUCUUAUCCCCAUUCAGCGGCGUCGACUCGCAGACCAAAUUGGCGGGUAUCACCGAGGAGCAUGAGUUGCAUGGAAAAUUGACUGCUUUGACUACGCCACCGGAGUUCGACUGGUUCCCAGAGGGCGAUUGGCCCGGUUUCAGAGACUGGAAGCUUUCCUCUGAAGGUGCAUUUGAACAUAAGCAUUACAAUUCGACUGAAGAUCCUAUCCACAUCUCCAAUUUGGACGAGGAUGUGCUCGAGCCUCUUCGCGCGGUCCUGAAAAGCAAAGACUUCAAGAUCAAGCACGUUCUAGUCUUCAAGAUGGAAAGCACUCGGUUUGACGUUUUCCCGCUGCGAAACGGUACAUAUAUGCACGAACGGAUUUUGGACUCAUACAAGGACAGGGAGAUUCCGGAGGAUGUCCAGAAGCGCUUGAAUAAUCUUACUCACACUGCUGAGCGUCUCACUGGCGUAGAGUCCGGCUUCCACAAGAACGAAACGGUGAAACCGUACGGUGGUAUCUAUGCUACCAACUCAUACACUGCCGGCACCUUCACGUUGAAGAGUAUCGAAGGAACGACUUGCGGUCUUUCGCCACUAGUCAUGGACUUUAACCACGAAUACGAGCACCACAUUUACCAACCCUGCAUGCCGCAUGUCCUUGACGUCCUCAGUGCCAGCACAAACGACAGCACCAGUGCUGACUUCACCAACUGGCCAUGGCGACCACGAUUCAUGCAGUCGAUUACCGAUUCGUACGAUCACCAAGACCGCCUCACGCCUGCUCUGGGUUUCAAGUCGGAGAAUAUUAUUACUGUCGAGUCUAUCGAUAAAGAACACCUAAACGAUACGUCAUUCCACGGCGAAAAGUUCAAUUUCUGGGGUUACCCUGAUCAUGACCUGGCGAGUUAUUUCCGGGAUGCUAUUACCCACGCGGAAGAGAAUCAUGAGCGGCUUUUCCUUGAGCACUUGACUGGAUUGACCCACCACCCGUGGGAUACUCCCGGCAAGAAAUAUGAAGAGCUGAUCAGCUCUUCCUGGGGCGGAAAUAAUGAAGAUAUCAACAAAUAUCUCAACACGAUUGGUAUCAACGAUAAGUGGUUCGGUACCGUGCUCGAUAUUCUCGAGGAGACCGGCGUUGCCAACGAGACCCUCGUUAUCAUGACAGGUGACCAUGGUCUCUCUCUUCUCGAGGAUAACAGCAUCACUCCCUACGAUAACCCGCACGUCGCCAACUUCCACGUUCCACUAGUCAUUUCCCACCCUCACCUUCCCCCAAUCCAAAUCAACUCCUCAACAACCUCAAUUCAAAUCCUCCCCACAAUCCUCGACCUCCUCCAACAAUCCGAGUCCGUCUCCUCGAAUAGUGACAAGGCCAUCACAUCUCUCUUGCCCCUCUACGAAGGCCAAUCCCUAAUCCGCCCUAUCAUCGCCUCAAACGAUCAGACUCGAAACUGGCAAUUCACCGUUAUGAACACCGGCGGCUCGAUGGUCGCCAUGCGCUCGGCCUCAGAACCAUACAGACUAAUUGUUCCACUUGUUCCAGAGGUGGAGUGGCGAUUCACCGAGAUCGAGUCUGAUCCGCAUGAGAAGAAACCCAUCAAAUCGUUUGAUCUGGAAUCUCUCAAAUCUGGUGUUGCGAUGCGACAUGGAUCUGAUGCUGUUCAGUGGGUUAACGAGGCUGCAAGGGCUGCGCAGUGGUGGGUUAGUGAUAACUGGAGGCGGUACGAAUAUUCGCCGUGA
This is a messenger RNA of Penicillium longicatenatum, 2652 nucleotides long. RefSeq lists its product as uncharacterized. The coding region runs from base 1 to 2652 and encodes 883 amino acids. NCBI's taxonomy places the organism in Eukaryota, Fungi, Ascomycota, Eurotiomycetes, Eurotiales, Aspergillaceae. The transcript has 4 exons. Gene Ontology annotation, molecular function: arylsulfatase activity. The record is from RefSeq and is a predicted model, not a curated record.